This is a messenger RNA of Malurus melanocephalus (red-backed fairy wren), 2933 nucleotides long. It is a transcript of the gene DNAI3, whose product is annotated as dynein axonemal intermediate chain 3. The record is from RefSeq and is a predicted model, not a curated record. The transcript has 23 exons. NCBI's taxonomy places the organism in Eukaryota, Metazoa, Chordata, Aves, Passeriformes, Maluridae. Gene Ontology annotation, molecular function: dynein light chain binding; dynein heavy chain binding. Gene Ontology annotation, biological process: cilium movement involved in cell motility; inner dynein arm assembly. Bases 139 to 2709 code for a protein of 856 amino acids. Gene Ontology annotation, cellular component: inner dynein arm.
UGCCCCCGCGGGGCGGGUCUGAAGAGCAGGGCGCCGCCUGCCUGUCCGAGCCGUCAAUCACGGCUGGCCCCGUCGCCAUGACAACCGCGCGCCGCCGGGGACGCGCCGGGCCGCGGCCGCACAGAGAAAUCUGAAAAAAUGUUAGAAACUCCCGAAUCCAGCAAGACUACCUUGAUAGGUGGUUCAAGAKCAUCAUCAAAGAAACGAAAGGGUAAAGGCAAAGGUAAAAAAGAUGAAGUUGAUCUUUCUAUGGCCAGUAUAGGCCACCCUGAAAUCUUUCCUUUGGAUUUGACUGCAAAGACCCAAAAAAUUUUUAAGUGCCGAGCUGAUGAAGAUGUCACAGAAGAAAAUUGUUUCAAAUGUAUUAAAAAAGAGGACAUCCUUCAGGACCUGAAAAAAAGAGCUAAGAAGUCUGAUUUCCACCCUUUCAAAAAAGUUAUCCUAGAGUAUCCAGGGGAAGAACUUUUGAUAGUUUUUGAUCCAAGCUUCCAGUAUGGACAGAACUUUUACAUUGUUGCUUCUGAGGAAGCCAAGGAAGAACUUCUAAAGCCUCCAGAACCUGAAGUAGUAGAAGAAGAAAAUGAAGAAGAAGUUCAGGAAGUCCACAAACCUUGGGUUUCCCUUGGCAGYGAAAAGGAAGUUGAAGAAGAAUCUCUUAAAGAAAGGGAUACAAAGAUUAAGUACAAGAUUUCUCGAGUUCGCAGGAAGUUUGGUGCACCAAUUACAUUUACUGAUAAGAACGCUUCAGAUGACAAAGACAGUUAUGCUGAAUGUGCGUCCUAUGAAGACAAAACUUUCACUAUUAAAAUGCUUGAAAGAGAUGUGGGACUGCAAAUAGUUCCAAAAGCAAGAGAAACUAGUACUCAAACAAAAUUGAUCUGUCCAAAAAAUGCAUCCACGCAGUAUUAUCCUAGACAGUUGUCAAAUGAAGAGAAAGCAGAGAGUCUGUCAUCUAAGGCGCUGAAAGACUUUCUUACAACAGUACAUAUAAGAAUGGAAAUUGCAUUGCAGCAAAAUGAAAUUAUGGAUGUUUUUUUUGAUGACUGGAAGGCUCUAGCAGAAGAUGAAAGAAGUGCUGGUGGCGAGCCAGAUGUUUAUCUCAAAGCAUACCAAUCAUUUACAGAUGUGCAGUAUCUCAAGAACARAACCAUUAGCUGCGUUCGCUGUCAUCCAACCAUUGGUGGGAUUAUAGCACUGUCAGCAAGAGAGCAGCCUUGUGAUGAAGAGCAAGUUAACCUUUCUAAUAAAUCAUCACUACCUCAGUCAGUUAUACUUCUCUGGAGUUUUUUUGACCCUAUCUGCCCCCAGUUAAUACUGAAGGCUCCUGAAGACAUUUACUGCUUUCAGUUCAAUCCAAGUGAUCCAAAUGCCAUUGCUGGUGGCUGUGUGAAUGGACAGGUUGUACUGUGGAAUAUUUCUAAAUAUGAAGAACAGCUGCAAAACACAAAUCCUGCUGCUGCUGAAAUCCCUGACACAGAGGGUGAGCCAACAGUGGUGGCAGCAUGGGUGACUGAGUCCCCACUUAAGCAAGUCGAGCCGAGCAGCACAGAGCCAUCUCUAGUGAGCCACUGUGCAGCCUCUUCCACAGUGUACAGUCAUAAAAAUCCAGUAACAGAUAUACAUUGGCUACCACRAAAUCCUGAGGACAACCGAAAGGGUGGUACUUUUGAAAGCAGAGAUGAAAAUUACCUGCAGUUUGUAACCUGCUCCCCUGACUGCUCAGUAUUAUUUUGGGAUAUUCCAGCCAUUGAAUUUAGUGACAAAACUUCAUCUGAGAAAGCAAAGGAGAAGAAAAGACCUCCUAUGCCCCGCGGUGGUCCAGGUACUGAUGAUAAUUUGGAUCUCUCCUGGAAACCUCUCAUAAAGAUAAAUCUGCGCGAAAAGGAUACCAACACUGAGUAUGGUCCCACCAAAAUUAGUUUACGGGAACUGCAGUAUAGUUACAAAACCUCAGGGAGGCCGAAAUCCAUGAGCGCAGUAAGAGCGCCYCCCAAAGAGAGACCAUAUACAGAGAUGAGUACUUUUUCAAGCAAAAAUCUGGAAGUGCUAGACAGUUUUUCCGUUGACUUUUUGGCUGGAAAUGAAGAUGGAGAAAUURUUUAUUCUGACUGGAAAAUGACAACUGCUGGUCGUUCAGCAAAACCAGUUAGUGAGAAGCACUCUGAGAAAUACACCCUUCACACUGAACCUAUCAACACUCUCCAGAAAUCUCCUUUUUUUGAUGACAUCUUUCUAAGCAUUGGAGGCCAGAAGUUUGCCAUUUGGAAAGAAGGGGUUACAAAUGGACCAAUCCUUCAGUCAAGAUGCUCUGCAGGAAGAUACACUGCAGGACAAUGGUCCUUAACAAGACCAGGAGUUUUCUUCAUUGGCAGAGACAAUGGAAAUAUAGAUAYUUGGGACUUAUUGAAGAAAACUCAUGAGCCAUCUCAUUUCCAGAACAUCUCCAAAUCACUCAUCACUUUCAUCAGCACCUGCAGUGCCUCAGAGCAGCAUUUUCUAGCUGUUUCUGAUGAACUUGGAGUACUGCAGAUUUUGGAAAUCUGUCAAACACUAUGUCACCCUUCAAGUAAUGAGCAAGCCAGUGUACUUGAUUACUUUGAAAGAGAAGUCAAAUAUCUGAAGCACUGUCAACAGGAGUUUAAAGAGUAUCAAAAGUUUCAAGCCAAAACAGAAUUGAAAGGAAGCUGGAGACAGAGAAAACGAACGUGACUACAGAAAACAAAAGAAGACAUGGAGUAUCAAGAAAAUGCUCAUUGUGUUGCUGGAGCUGGAGAAGCAGACAGUAAUGGAUUUGGAGGCAAGAAAUAUUUUCCUCAUUGGAGGCUUAGAUCCCAUUAUCACCUUUAGAACAAGCAAGCUUCUGAUUUAAAUAUCUAUUUCAGCUGAACAUGUUUAGCUUUGCAAAUAAAGAAUCUUGCAGUGAGAGAUGAUUG